Molecule: messenger RNA, 1630 nt
Organism: Nanorana parkeri
Lineage: Eukaryota; Metazoa; Chordata; Amphibia; Anura; Dicroglossidae
Gene: CFAP157
Product: cilia and flagella associated protein 157
Exons: 9
Coding region: 44-1630 (528 amino acids)
Biological process (GO): sperm axoneme assembly
Cellular component (GO): cilium; ciliary basal body
Molecular function (GO): microtubule binding
Source: RefSeq, a predicted model, not a curated record
UGUGGACAGAGAAAGCAGACGGAGGAAGCCAGGGACGAGCACCAUGCCACCCAAGAAAAAGAAGGGUAAAGGCAGUGCGGCCGGGAAGAAGGAAAAGAAGGGGAAGGUGGAGGAACGACCAAAAGUGGAGCUUGUCACCGAGGAGACCAAGGAGUUCUACCAGCUUCAGAUCCAGGACCUGGAGGCCCGCCUGGAGAGGUAUCAGAGCAAAUGGGACGUCAUUUGUGCAAAGGAGAGCCAGUACCAGGUGCAGUUAGAGCAGCUCUUCAAUGACAAGAAGGAGAUUGUGUCUUUUCUCAAGCUUACCCUCAACCAGCGCAUGGAUGAAAUCGCUGACCUCAAUGAUCAGCUGACUGGCCUACAACAGGCCAAAGAUGCAGAGAAAGAAGCCUACGAGGCACAGCUAGCACAGUUACGGAGUGAAUUUCAAGAGAACAGAGACCGUCUUACUUCAGAGAACAUGCUGUUGGCUGGUAAAUUGGCUUCCUUGGAAGAGUUCAGAGUGCAGAGAGAGGAGCUGAUGGGCAAGUUUGCUGCGUUGGAAGAAAAGUUAAGAGCACAGGAAGAACAACACAAAGAGACGAUGUACAGGCUGGAGAAGAAGGCGGUGCUGGAUAAGGACAGGUUAAAGAAGGAAAUGGUCCAGCGGGUAAAUACUGUGGCAUCUGAAUUCCGCCGGGUGUCCAACAGCCAGAUGGCGGAGACUACAAAGCGAGCUAUCCGUGAGAAUGUCGCUAUUGGUUCUCAGCUGGCCAAGAUGUCAGACAAGAGCUUGGAGCUCAUCGAUGAGAACGACCUACUGAAAGAGCGAGAAUCUGAACUCUGCAAACAGCUGGUGGUGCUGGAGGAGAAUGAGUGGGAGCUGGUGAAGAAAAGUCUCAGCAACCAAAGGGUGAUCCGCAUGUUAACUGAGAAGUGCCAACAACAGCAGGAGAUGUUGGACGUGGGUGUCCAGAAAGAGCAUGAACUACAUGAGCUGCAUCUGGAGCAUCAGACCCUGCAGGAGGAAGCACAAACCCUCAGUCAGAGAAUGGUCCAUCUGGAAGACGAGUUGCAGAGAUUGAUGGCAGAGAAGAGCGAGGUGAUUGGCCAGAUGGAGGAUGAGAAGAAGAGGAGGCAUUCGGUGGAGAGGGUCUUGAGAGAGGCAGCUUUGUCUCUGAAAGAUGUGCUUAUGUCACCCAGACCUGAGGCGGAGGAUACAGAAGCCAUGUUAUUAGAAAGGCGAAACCAAGUUUUGGAGAAACUCUUGGUGCUGCUCAGCAGUGCGGCCACUUUAGGCUUUGGGCCAGGCUUAAACGACUUCCAGAGCAAAGAUAACCAAUCCAUGGACAAUCACAUUACACCUGCAGUCAGCAGGCACCUUGUAUCACCCACCUUGAAGGGCCCGGGCGUCAUUCCUCAUUACCAGAUAGGAGAUCUGGGACUGGUACCGAGACAUGAUACCUCUUGUGCCGUGCUCAGCAAAAUUGGAAUGCUUUCUAAAACCACAAGACUUGGGCCUAUACAAGCCAACCCAGGCCUAGCAAAGGCCCUGCUAUCAAUGAGCCAGGAGGCAAGACUACCCAAACAAAGCGCAUUACCCGGAAUCCCUACCACAUCUGGCAGCAAGCCGAUUCUUUUGGCUAAGUGA